GAUCAUUAAGACGUCAUUUCCCUUGCGUGAGAACGAAUAAAACGUUCUUCCUCGAGCACACGGCGGCCAGGCGGCUAUUAUAUACUCGAACAAACGAGAUAACUUAUAACGUUUUGUCUCGUACGAGUUUUGUUUCGUACAAGACCGAGCGAUAUAAUUGCGUUAUAAAUAUCAAGGAAAUUUUGUCAAACGACUGUCCGCCGCGGCGUCCAUUUCCGGUCGGGCCGCGUAGCCAUUUGAAAUAUAUUCUUGAUUUAAUAGACAUAUUUGAGAUGGAGAAAUCCGCGUACAGCCAGACGAAUCCCGAGGAGGUGGAAAACCCGGGAUCCGAGAUUAAUUCUUACAUCAAACAGUUUAUGACGUUAAGAAAAUCGAUCGAAAAGUGUAACAAAGAGAUACAGUACUGGAGGAAUCAAAAGUCAAAGUUGCUCGAGAGUAACUGCAACAUCAAAACAAAUUUUGACACGCUGUCGCAACAAGUAUCCGAUAUCGAGGAAAAGAUAUUGGAGAACACCAAGAUCCACGUUUCGAAGAAGCAGGAGCUGAGGGAUUUGCAAAGUGCGAGAACGAAUAUGUCGCACAAACAAUGGAAUGACUGUUUGUCAGGAAUAGAAAGCUACGCGAAUGACUUUUCUCAGUGGAUAACGAAUUACUCCGGACACGUUUUGAUGAAGGAGAUUGAGAGCCAUGACAAAGAAUGCAGAAAGGUUGGCGAAGAACUUGCGAUUUUAAAGCGAGAAUUGGAGGCUAUGAUAGAAGAAUGCGACUUAAAUUAUAUUGAAGCUAACGUGGACGACAACGAUCUCUCAAUAAAUAUAAUAUCCGACGUCAAAUCAAACAACAACAAUCUAGUGAAAAAGAUCAGAUUGGAGAAGGACACGUUAAACAAGAUACAGAACAAAAUAAAGCAAAGCAAAAUCGUUAUUCUUAACAAAUCUAAGACGAAGGAAAAAACUAAUGUGUUCUAAUAUAUAUGAUAUGAUUUGUUUCUCCCUUUAUAUCGAUAAAAAGAGAUUUCAACAGUUUUAAAGAAUAUAAAUAACACACAC
Temnothorax curvispinosus is the source of this 1049-nucleotide messenger RNA. RefSeq lists its product as uncharacterized. The transcript has 5 exons. The coding region runs from base 273 to 968 and encodes 231 amino acids. The record is from RefSeq and is a predicted model, not a curated record. Lineage: Eukaryota; Metazoa; Arthropoda; Insecta; Hymenoptera; Formicidae.